Messenger RNA from Fukomys damarensis (Damara mole-rat), 2190 nucleotides. It is a transcript of the gene Picalm, whose product is annotated as phosphatidylinositol binding clathrin assembly protein. NCBI's taxonomy places the organism in Eukaryota, Metazoa, Chordata, Mammalia, Rodentia, Bathyergidae. The record is from RefSeq and is a predicted model, not a curated record. The coding region runs from base 40 to 2100 and encodes 686 amino acids. Gene Ontology annotation, biological process: clathrin-dependent endocytosis; clathrin coat assembly; synaptic vesicle budding from presynaptic endocytic zone membrane. Gene Ontology annotation, molecular function: SNARE binding; phosphatidylinositol-4,5-bisphosphate binding; clathrin heavy chain binding. Gene Ontology annotation, cellular component: extrinsic component of presynaptic endocytic zone membrane; clathrin-coated pit; synaptic vesicle. The transcript is spliced from 22 exons.
CCGCCGGCUGAGCGGGAGGGGGGCGGAGGAGCCGCAGCAAUGUCUGGCCAGAGCCUGACGGACCGAAUCACCGCCGCCCAGCACAGUGUCACCGGCUCCGCGGUAUCCAAGACAGUAUGCAAGGCCACGACCCACGAGAUCAUGGGCCCCAAGAAAAAGCACCUGGACUACUUAAUUCAGUGCACAAAUGAGAUGAAUGUGAACAUCCCACAGUUGGCAGACAGUUUAUUUGAAAGAACUACAAACAGUAGUUGGGUGGUGGUCUUCAAAUCUCUCAUUACAACUCAUCAUUUGAUGGUGUAUGGAAAUGAGCGUUUUAUUCAGUAUUUGGCUUCAAGAAACACAUUGUUUAACUUAAGCAAUUUUUUGGAUAAAAGUGGAUUACAAGGAUAUGAUAUGUCUACAUUUAUUAGGCGGUAUAGUAGAUAUUUAAAUGAAAAAGCAGUUUCAUACAGACAAGUUGCAUUUGAUUUCACGAAAGUGAAGAGAGGGGCUGAUGGUGUUAUGAGAACAAUGAACACAGAAAAACUCUUAAAAACUGUACCAAUUAUUCAAAAUCAAAUGGAUGCACUUCUGGAUUUUAAUGUUAAUAGCAAUGAACUUACCAAUGGGGUAAUAAAUGCUGCCUUCAUGCUCCUGUUCAAAGAUGCCAUUAGACUAUUUGCAGCGUAUAAUGAAGGAAUUAUUAAUCUGUUGGAAAAAUAUUUUGAUAUGAAAAAGAACCAGUGCAAAGAAGGUCUUGACAUCUAUAAGAAGUUCUUGACUAGGAUGACAAGAAUCUCAGAGUUUCUCAAAGUUGCAGAGCAAGUUGGUAUUGAUAGAGGUGACAUACCAGACCUUUCACAGGCCCCCAGCAGUCUUCUUGAUGCUUUGGAACAACAUUUAGCUUCCUUGGAAGGAAAGAAAAUCAAAGAUUCUACAGCAGCAAGCAGGGCCACAACACUUUCCAAUGCAGUCUCUUCCCUGGCAAGCACUGGACUGUCUCUGACCAAAGUGGAUGAAAGGGAAAAGCAGGCAGCAUUAGAGGAAGAACAAGCUCGUUUAAAAGCUUUAAAGGAACAACGCCUAAAGGAACUUGCAAAGAAACCUCAUACCUCUUUAACAACUGCAGCCUCUCCUGUGUCCAGCUCAGCAGGGGGGAUAAUGACUGCACCAGCCAUUGACAUAUUUUCUACCCCUAGUUCUUCUAACAGCUCAUCAAAGCUGCCAAAUGACCUACUUGAUUUACAGCAGCCAACUUUUCAUCCGUCUGUACAUCCUAUGUCUACUGCUUCUCAGGUAGCAAGUACAUGGGGAGAUCCUUUCUCUGCUACUAUAGAUGCUGUUGAUGAUGCCAUUCCAAGCUUAAAUCCUUUCCUCACAAAAAGUAGUGGUGAUGUUCACCUUCCCAUUUCUUCAGAUGUAUCCACUUUUACUACUAGGACACCUACUCAUGAAAUGUUUGUUGGAUUCACUCCUUCUCCAGUUGCACAGCCACAUCCCUCAGCUGGCCUUAAUGUUGACUUUGAAUCUGUGUUUGGAAAUAAGUCUACAAAUGUUAUUGUAGAUUCUGGGGGCUUUGAUGAACUAGGUGGACUUCUCAAACCAACAGUGGCCUCUCAGAACCAGAGUCUUCCUGUUGCCAAACUACCGCCUAACAAGUUAGUAUCUGAUGACUUGGAUUCAUCUUUAGCCAAUCUUGUGGGCAAUCUUGGCAUCGGAAAUGGAACCGCAAAGAAUGAUGUAAAUUGGAGUCAGCCAGGUGAAAAGAAGUUAACUGGAGGAUCUAAUUGGCAGCCAAAGGUUGCACCAACAACUGCUUGGAAUGCUGCAACAAUGAAUGGCAUGCAUUUUCCACAAUACGCACCACCUGUAAUGGCCUAUCCUGCUACUACACCAACAGGCAUGCUGGGAUAUGGAAUUCCUCCUCAAAUGGGAAGUGUACCUGUAAUGACACAGCCAACCUUAAUAUACAGUCAGCCUGUCAUGAGACCACCAAAUCCCUUUGGUCCUGUAUCAGGAGCACAGCUGUCUGCAGCAUCCAGCCCCUCCAGUCACAGUCCUCACAGAGCUUCAGGAAAGGACCCUUUUGCAGAGCUCUCUUUGGAGGAUUUCUUAUAAAUCACUUUAGAUACAGUUUAUGUGACUAAAUGGAAGAGAAUGGAAUUAUUCCAAAAAGACAAGUGCUCAAGUGGCGAAUCCUUACUUCCA